UCCCACGUGCAGAUGUUUACGUCCUCCUCUCUGUGACGUCAGCGCCCAGUCGUCGUCGGAUGAGAAACAGUCGCGAUGUUAAAGAUGCGGAUUAGCGCACAAAAGGCCUCGCGGGUGACGCGACGCGCGCAGGUGUGAACGCGUAGCGAUGCGCGCGUCAGCGGACGAGUCGGGACACAAGAACAGACGGGAAAUCGUGGAUAUUACCGGACCGAGUGUUUUCAUCCGCGUCCGUUAGUCUGGCCUUUCUUCUGCCGAGGAGCCCGGAUUCCGUUUGAGCUCGCUUGCUUUCUCAUUAUCAUGUCGUUCGCGAUGGAGGACGCGCUGGAGUCCGGGUGGGUGUCGGUGCGACCGAAUGUUUUCGAGGAGAAGGAGAAGCACAAGUUCGUCUUCAUCGUCGCCUGGAACGAGAUCGAAGGAAAGUUCGCCGUCACGUGCCACGACCGAACCGUCCAGAAACGGAGCGCCGCGCGGGACUCGCUGCUCGAGGAAGACGCGCCUCCCCUGACCGAGAGCCCGGGCCGAGAGCGAACCGAGCCCAGCAGAGCCGCCCGCAGCGCGGAGCUGGAGGCACCGGAGCCCGAUGACGCGCCGGCGGAGCUCCCGGAGGACUCCAGCUGGGCCGGGCUCUUCUCGUUCCAGGACAUGCGCGCCGUUCAUACCAUCCCCUCACAGGAAACUUUGUGGAAGUGGCUCUUUGUGAAAUAG
Sinocyclocheilus anshuiensis is the source of this 708-nucleotide messenger RNA. RefSeq names its product junction-mediating and -regulatory protein-like. Bases 301 to 708 code for a protein of 135 amino acids. The record is from RefSeq and is a predicted model, not a curated record. Gene Ontology annotation, molecular function: transcription coactivator activity; Arp2/3 complex binding. Gene Ontology annotation, biological process: intrinsic apoptotic signaling pathway by p53 class mediator; 'de novo' actin filament nucleation; Arp2/3 complex-mediated actin nucleation. Gene Ontology annotation, cellular component: nucleus; cytoplasm. NCBI's taxonomy places the organism in Eukaryota, Metazoa, Chordata, Actinopteri, Cypriniformes, Cyprinidae. The transcript has 2 exons.